Messenger RNA from Armigeres subalbatus, 937 nucleotides. RefSeq lists its product as uncharacterized. The coding region runs from base 1 to 582 and encodes 193 amino acids. The transcript has a single exon. Lineage: Eukaryota; Metazoa; Arthropoda; Insecta; Diptera; Culicidae. The record is from RefSeq and is a predicted model, not a curated record.
AUGAUGCUCCAAUUCCAGCAUGACAUCGAGAAAGUCGUCGAUAAAUUCGAUCUGAUUCCGGAAGAAGACCAACUUUAUCGCCGUUCGUUGCGAGGUGACUUCGGACUGGCGAUAGAACUACUCAACGGGGGUAGUUAUGCCUUUGGAUCCUUCAUCCGGGAAGAUAACGUCCGAUCGUUUGACAUCUUGAAAGAGGAGUUCUACUUCACGUACACCAAUGCGUAUGCCCAGCGAGGAUGGCCACUGAUGGAGUACUUCAACAGCUUCAUCUUGGAGGCGAACCAGUUUGGGUUUGUGAUCCACUGGGAACGGCGAACGGUUCGAAAGUAUCUGAGCCACCGCGUGCAGGAAGCUCUGGAAGAGAUCGCUGCCGGUCAUAACGAGGACGGCGAAUUCGGUCCACUGUCCGUGCAGCACAUUGUGGGGCCGAUGAUUGUUCUCGGAAUUGGGCUGGUGGCUUCGUUGGGUAUUUUUGUUUGUGAAUUUUUUGUAUCUCUGGUGUACCGUUUUCACGAUAAGCAUGACGAAGACAAUGUUAAGAGAAAUGUUUCACGUGUUCACAGAGCCCGCAGGAGAUAUUAAAUAUGAAAUCGCUGAUAAUUCUAUUUCUAGUAUCUGAGCCUGUUUUAAAAAUCACAUUUGAAAAAAAAAUCCAAACAGUUCUUCGUAACCUGAAAAUUCGUCAGGAAAACUUCGGACCUCGGAUCAUGGAGAGUAACGUUAAGAUGUCUUGAAUGCUGAAUCUGAGAAAACAUUUGGGCAUUUUACGAAUAAUUGUAGAGCCUCCGAAGCCUUGUUAAUAAAACUCUUUCGAUAUCUACAAAAUAUCUUUGCUAUAGCAAAUUUCGAAGUUCGUGAUCAUUUGGUGGCCACGAAACAGGUUCUGGAAGUCUCGGAAUCUUCGUUAGAAAAAGCCAAAAUUGAAUAGCAAAGAAAA